Messenger RNA from Pelobates cultripes (western spadefoot toad), 231 nucleotides. NCBI's taxonomy places the organism in Eukaryota, Metazoa, Chordata, Amphibia, Anura, Pelobatidae. The record is from the annotation of a GenBank genome assembly.
AUGCUUAUAAAUCCACAGUUGGAACGCAGAGACGUUCAGGACGUUCCAACCGGAACUGGAAGUGAUGCGCAAUACCGGAAGGAGGAGGUGGAACGCACACACGGCCCGGUGGAACACAAGCCGGAGAAACCCGCGAGAAUUUACACCGGCAAUUAUACAUGCCAGCUGGUGUUAUCAACAGAUCCAAUGGAGACCGGUCCACCGCUCUGCCCACCAAUGAAAGCCCUCUGA